AGCCGAAAGAGCAACUGCCGACAGUAUGUACGGAGAAAUGGAGUUACGCGAGGUGAAUCGAAGCUUCGACGUCGAGGAGGAAACUACGGAACUGCUACCGUCCUCCCAACGCGAUAACACGGAAGUCGAAAGCUAUUUCAUCGAUUACGCUAUUCAGAAGGAAAUAAUAAAUCGCAAUCGAUGCCCCGCCAGUCGUCGUUUGCUCAGUCAAACGGCUCACUUGGCAGAUUACAACUUCGCCAAUGGCAAUCAAAAGGACUCAGCGUCGCCGUUCGGUAUCAGCAUGAUCCACACGUCGAACGCGAAUUGGCCUCCUUCUAGAAAGAGAGAAGAGGCGAGAGCGUUGGAGAAUCUACGAAAACGAGUGGAGCAGUCGAAAUUGUACAAAGCGAGCACGGUGACAGACACUUGCGAAUCGACCUCGGCGUCGAUACUGAAUGAACGGGCUCAGCUCGACAAUCGGCCGAAGCUAUGGAAAAAGAUCCUGAGUAACAGGCCGAUGAGUAUCGCGCACGACAGUAACGAUUUGGAGACUGACUGGCGAGACAGCGAGUUUAUUACCGAAUGUCUGUGCUGGCACAACGUCUAUCGGCAAAGGCACAACUCGCCGCCUUUAACGAUGUCGCCGCAGUUAUGCGAAUACGCACAAACGUGGGCCAACCAUUUGGCACACACGAACACGUUUUACUAUAGAAACGAUCGAGGGGUAGGACACAAUCUCUACUGUCGGCCCGGCGGAGCUAUUACUACGGACGUAACCGGGCAAGACGUCGCGUCGUACUGGUAUUCCGCGGUAAAGCAAUAUGAUUUUUUGAAAGAACCGGACAUUCUCCAUGCCAAUGUGAACGCAGGUCAUUUCACCCAACUAAUUUGGGCGAGUAGUCGUUAUUUCGGAGUUGGCAAAGCUCGCAGCAGAAGCGGGAAGAUCAUCGUAGUAGCUAAUUAUCAGCCGGUCGGCAACGUGUCGGGACAAUUUCAAAGUAACGUGUUACCCCCUUUACCCGAGAACGUGAACGCUCUGUUAUCCUCCCCGCGACAGCCAUCCGUGAAAGUGUACCGCGAUCACUGCGUCACGUCCGAUUCCCCGCCGCUGGCGUCGUCCUCGGUGCCGCUCUCGGACACGGCGUCGAUCGACAGCGACCGUUCCUCGGUCAGUUCUGCGCAAUAAUACAGACGGCCGAGUUGCCUCUUCUGCGUUUGCACGCGCGGAUGGGACAGGCGUUGAACAGUUUUCUCCUCCCUCUCUAAUCCCCUUGCUCGGCUCACGUUCUGUCCUGACGAAUCUCGUUCUUUCGACUCGAAUCAGAGUCGUCGGAGAAACCGUGACAAUCCCGAAACGCAUUCGGAAGAUUUCGUUUGAGCGUACACGCGUUUGGUCGAAGAAACAAUCACGUUUCGUCGGGAACGCUUAUUUCCGUGACGAGGGACAGGGAGAAGGUACGAUGGAACGGAUGGAAAUUGCAAUUCAAACUUCGAUAUCGGCGUGCAACGUGGAACGGGCAUACGCGUAUAUACACAUGUACAAGGCCUAAAGCGGGAGUAAAUACCGGAACGUUUUCAGUUUUUCAUACAUUCCGAACAGCCUGCGAAGAGACCGCAAGACCUACUAUACGAAGUACGAAUUGCAUAUUGAGCUGCGAGUUAAUUUUCAUUUACGAACGACCUAUAUACGUAUUGUAAAGAGUCUUUCAAUCAGGAGGGAUAUUUUUAUCUCUAUUGGAAGCGUCGAAUAUAUUAUACAUUUUUUUUGUUAAAUUACCUAUUUCCGCUUGGCACGUGUACGUAUAAGUUCGAACUUCUCCUCCGACAGGAAAAUCUAACUUGUUAAAUAAUAUAAUGUACCUCAGUGGCUUAUUGUUACCGUAAUUUCUUGAUACUAAGAAUACAUUUCUAUCAAACGCGAGUUUUAUCGAAGCGAAAUUGUAAUGCGCGUACCUAUACUUAUAAAUACGUUAUCUCAUUGCAUGUUUACUCUUAAGAACACAUUUAGUUUAACGCGAAUGAGAGAAAUGUAAUCUCUCGGCGAACCCAGCCUUAAUGAAAGACUGUUUAAAAUUAUUUGUAUAGUUUACGCACAAUGUUCAGUAAAGAACUAGUUGCCUCAUAUGUAAAGAAUACGUAUAUAUAUACACGCAUUAUCCACAGGUAUUACUUAGGCUCGAAGCAGAUAAGCGAUUUUCCGUUUUGUAAACGUCUCGAUAACGUGUCUACAUAGAUGACCGUGCCUAAGUCCUACGUAUAACUGGAUCUAGUGUCCGUUUGCUUACGAUAAUAAAAUUCAUCCGGAGCUUGUCCAAGUUACACAGCAAUACGAAAGAGAUAUCGAAUACGUAGAUGCGAACUACGUGAAUGUGUAGAUUCCCCGCGUUAGGCAAUGCAGAGCCCUUUGCGUUACGACAUAUCGAAUUAAUUUAAUCUUUGGAUUUCCGAACAUUUUGCGAUGAGUAGAACGCGAAUUUCUAGGCCGUUUUACAAACAUGAUCAAAACAUUUAUAAUAAAGCGGUUCGUUUGAACACGGUACGUAGAGUGCUGUGUCGCAGGAACGGCAGAAGCUGUUAGUCCUUGAUAAUCAUGUAAAUAUCUACGUAUACGCUGUUAAUGUUGUUGAAACUUGAAACUUCUUCUAAGAACCGUCCGCGUUUAAAGUAUCAGACGUACUAUCAUUGCGUACGUCUGAGACGUCGUUGACUCGUUUGCCUGUGCAUGCCGCGAUACGAUGUAUCGUCUCUCUCUGUGUAAAUAUUUUUAGUUAGAAAGUAUGGUAAUUAUAAAAUUCCUAAUCCAGGAGGUAUCGUGCGUUAAGAAAGACACUUGCGCUUCCUAAUCGCUUGAUUCAAUAUGCGAAUAGAUUGGUAAUUAUAUCUCGAAUGUGUACCGACACCGUUGAACGACUCAACGGGCGACGUAUACGUCCUAUAGGCUGUGUAUAAUACAAGGUAGCGCUCGAAAUGAUUCGACGGAAAAAUGUUCCAGGAGAGUCGAACGGCGUCUCGAAGGAUACGUAAACUCGAAGAUGUAUAAUUUUUAUAUCUGAGACGUUCCUUCGUCGAAUCAUUUGAAAAGUUCUGCGCGACGUUGACAUAACGCUACGUACGCGCCGCAUACGCAUAUCCGUAUUCCCAAUAAUACUGCCAAUAAUCAGAUUUAUCGCUAACGAUCGAACGUACAACUGUCGUUCGUACGAUUUCACGAUGUUUCAGUUCCCUUAUCAAAGCGAUAGACGAUCAACAUAAUUUCGGCCUCUUACUAUGUGCGGCUCGCAAUAAUAGUGACAUGCGGCUUCAAUAGAUAUCAUGUUACUCGUAUAGUUUUAAUGGGCAAUUCUCAUCUCGUAUUAUACUUUUGAAAUGCUGAUAAUAAUUCGUUAUACGGUUGUUAUUUAUGAUGUAUCGCUCGUAUUUAGUAUAAGAUUACAGCGUUAAACUGAACAAUCGUGGCUGAUGAAAUAAAUUUAUCGAAAUACUA
Ceratina calcarata is the source of this 3466-nucleotide messenger RNA. RefSeq names its product repressed by EFG1 protein 1. Bases 26 to 1168 code for a protein of 380 amino acids. The transcript is spliced from 5 exons. The record is from RefSeq and is a predicted model, not a curated record. Gene Ontology annotation, cellular component: extracellular region. Lineage: Eukaryota; Metazoa; Arthropoda; Insecta; Hymenoptera; Apidae.